AUGUUCGUGUCGUGUUGUGUGCUCCUGUUCGUUUUAUCAAACUAUUGGUCUGACGCGAGGUCAGAGGAUGAAGACGACGAACCUCUGGAUUUACGAAAACAGGUCGACGUGUAUCCAGAACACUUCGUAGAACCAGUGCCUUUUGGUCACAUCACUCUUGAAGGCUUCGGAGACCCCAAGCAGCCAGUUGAUUUUCUAGAACUAAUGAUGAGAUUACCAAAAAGUAAAGAGGAAGCAAAAGAAAUUUUGAGAAAAGGAGGAAGGGACAUUUCGAUUAUUAAUAUUGAACUAGCAAAAAGUUUUGCAGGUCCCAGAGAUGAGUACGUUAAGGACCUGAUAGUCGAACCACCGCCUGAGACAAACGCUACCAGGCUGAAGUGGUAUGAUUUAGCAGCUAUGCAAAUGAGGAAUGCUAUGAUGCCUCCUGGUUACAACCCAUACGCAAAAAAGGUGGAUAUGCCAAGGGGAGUAAGGAGACAGGAGGAAAAAAGAGGGGGGAAUAGAAAUGAGGCAAGAAUAGGAGACAUUAGAAAUGGAGGUAGGGGAGGUUUCGCACCACCCCCACCGAUGCGUGAUUUUAAGCGUUUCUUUGGGAGAAAUUCAUUCCAGUUACAUGGAAAUAAAGAGGAUCCCAUCAAUUGGACCACUUGCGAUGAAUUCGCAGUUGGAGCAAUAUUUUCAGCAAAGGAUAUUGUCGGUCAUAAGUGGACUCCAUUUUAUAUUUGGUCUACUUUAAACAUUGCUUAUGCUACAGUGCAUACGUUCGAGCCUCCUUCUAAAAAGUUAGUGGAUGAAUAUUAUACAAAAUACAACAAAUUUUUGAACAAAACCAUCGAUUGGAAAAAGCCUAAACUUCUUAUGAAAGGGAGAAAUGAAAUGUUGUUGAUCGCAGUAGACAGGAAGGGCUUGUUCGAUGCUGUAAUUAAACACGAAAUACCAGACUCCGCGAAACAGAACCCAAUAACAAUCCCUUCGUUGUCGGUACGAAUGAAGAUAGAAGAUCCAUAUUUAGUGGUGAUGUAUUGCGAAGACUAUUACGCUACAGUCAUGGCGAUAUCAGGUCGGGAACCAACCACGUACAGAGAGAUCAGAGCUGAAGUAGCAACCAUCAAAUUUGUAGGAAAAGGCAGACCAGUAUGGAGGGACUAUGAAGGGGAGAAAGAGAAUGCUAAAUUGGAGCAGGAGGCAAAACUACAAGCAGAACGAGAUAAAUUCAUAAUGGUUGCUGAAUAA
This is a messenger RNA of Helicoverpa armigera (cotton bollworm), 1233 nucleotides long. RefSeq lists its product as uncharacterized. The transcript is spliced from 3 exons. Bases 1 to 1233 code for a protein of 410 amino acids. The record is from RefSeq and is a predicted model, not a curated record. Lineage: Eukaryota; Metazoa; Arthropoda; Insecta; Lepidoptera; Noctuidae.